CAGUAGGAAUUAGGAAUGUAUUUUUCAUCUACUAUAAGUACAUACUACCGCUUCUUAUGUAAUGAAUUAAUUAAUUCAUUCUUAAUCAAUAGAUAGCCUGCGAUCAACCAUGGAGGGUCGCACUACAAUGGAGUGGCGGUGGAAUCUGGACAUAGACACAGAAGAUGAUCCCGAUCUCGAAAGGUCUCUAGUUAGUAUAUAUCUGGACGGGAAUGCUUCAUAUGAGAAAACAUGGUGGAUUAUGGCAGAGAGCGGCCGCGGCAACAAGAAGCUUCUGUAUAAGAUAGAGGACUAUGUUGACGUUUGUGAUAAAUGUGUGGAGAAUAUUGACUUGAAGAAAAUCCUCCACGGAGGAACCGAAGAAGAACAAGAAGAAUUCAUCACCUUGAUUACAGAAAAAGUUCUCUCCCCGCUGGAGCCAGCGGUCUGCUGGGGUGGACUAAGAUGCUUCGCCCGCGUUUUAUUAACUGAAUGUCGAGAUCAGCUUAAUGAUAAACUGAGUCUCAUCAAUAACAAUUGCUCAAAAUUGUUCUGGUUUGGUGUGGGUGUAUCUAUACACUUGUCUUUAAUUCUGACAGUUAAGGACUUGAUCAGUCUCGAAGAAUGUCUGCGGCAAGGGGAUCCAGACAGUUUUGAUGUUUACGGUCCAUCGUCUCCAAUGCCUCUACCGAUGAUAGUUCCCAAUGGCUAUGACUUCUAUCAGCUUGGCGGUGACGAAGAGGAAGGAGAAGAGGAGAAAAGAUGUGCAAUUUGUUUUGAGAACUACGGAUCCUCGUCCUCCGAGAUUGCGAUGGUUCGCCUCCAAUGUCUGGAUGAUGAGCUUCUCCCCGCUCCGGGGGAGCAUUUGCACGAGGCUACUGGAGCAAUGUUGUUGCCAUGUGAUCACAUAUUCCAUGUAAAUUGCAUCUCCAACUGGUUGUUGAGAUCACCAUCCCAUUGUCAUACUUGCCCUUUAUGCAGGUUUUCCGUCCCUUCCCGUCCUCUCGUACUCUCUCUUCUACAUUUCUUUCCUCUAAAAGUGAUGAACUCAAAUCUUGAGUACAUCAAGCUUGAAUGUUGAUUAAGCUAGGCCGACCCACCAACUCCACUAUGCGUGAAUUCCAACCGUCUUGCAAGCUUCUAAUCGAACACCUUCCGGGCAGAAGAGAUCUUCCAUGGUCUCUUGUGCAAGUUUUAAGUUCGCAU
Cuscuta epithymum is the source of this 1185-nucleotide messenger RNA. Lineage: Eukaryota; Viridiplantae; Streptophyta; Magnoliopsida; Solanales; Convolvulaceae. The record is from the annotation of a GenBank genome assembly.